GGCAUCACAAAUUAUGGUCAAUGCCUAUGAUUAUGCUUCACUGCUGAUACUCCAUGUUUGAAAUGGCAAUUCUGACAUCUAGGCCGAGAAAUCCUCGAGGUUGGUGAUCUUGUUAAUAGAACUAUGAUCCCUGUCCGAAACGGCAAAAGUCAAAGCCACUGGGUUCACCAUCCACCCGGUGAAUGUCGGGGUGAUGCAGCCAGAAGAGUAAUUGGUUGGAGAAAGAUUGAUUACUUUCCAUCCAAUCAGAGCGAGGGUAGGCUUAAAGUAAAAUAGUUUGGUUGAGUCGAGAGCUGUGACAGCUCGCGCGUGCAGAUGGUGGCGGUAAAUAAAAGCCGUAUACAAAAAUAAAACCACGAAAACCUUAUUUGUAGGACAGUAACGCUACUUUGAAAAUCGGAGCACAAACAUUCAUGGUGAGUGUCCGUCAUGACAGGCGUGACCGCCUUUCGAAAGUUGAGAGGUUUUCUUUGCAAGUGUUUUUUCAGAGAAAAAUACUUUAAUCUGACUUGAUUGACCUCGGUGUUUUGUUAAAAUAUCAACUGAAAAGUUCACUUCCAAAUACGACUGUGACUUGGAUUCAGAUGACAAAUCACGACUAAGAAAACUGAGCCAAGCGUUGUUAUCAACACCACCCAGAAGUUGAGAGAUUUCGCUGGAGAGAGGGUCUAGCACAGUGGUCUUUGUUCUGAGUUCCAAAUGUCUGUGUGUGAUUUGAAGUUGGUUGCCUGGAGGGUCCAGUAAAACUUAUCUCCGACUGUGAUGCUGACAACCGGGCUUUUACUCUCGCCAUAGCACUAACUGCAGACUUUUUCACAGAUGUGCCGCCCCCUGGGCGAGGCGGCCGGAGACCUACCCCUGACUGCGUGAAACACCCCCACAUGGUGUUUCUGCGGCCGCAAUGGACCGCUGCAAGCACGUGAGCCGCCUGCGGCUGGGCGAGGACCACUCCACCCUCAACACCCAGAAGUGGCAGUGUGCGGAGCCCGGCUGCGGGGCGGCCGAGUCCCUGUGGGCCUGUCUGAAGUGUCCGCACGUGUCCUGCGGGCGCGAUCUGCACCACCAUGCCCUGCUCCACCACCAGGCGUCGCGCCACCCGCUGGCCAUGGACGUGCGCGAGCUGGACGUCUUCUGCUUCACCUGCGGGGACUUUGCGCUCAACGACAACGCGGAGGGUGACCUGAAGCUGCUGCGCGGCGCGCUCUCCACCAUUCGCAACCCCCACCGCAGGUCCCUGCGCUCGGCCGCAGCCGCCGCUGGAGGGGAAGGCGGCGCCUGGAUGGAGUCGGAGGGCAUGAUGAGGCCGCCCUCGCAAGUGGCCCUCUGGCACCACCGCAAGGUGCUUCUGGAGCGGGUGAUGCGGCGCUGGAGCUGCAGGCGACGUGAAGAGGAGGAGAAACGCAACCCUAAACCGGAGUCCGAGCCGGAGCAGCAGCAGCAGCAGCAGCAGGAGGAGCAGAGGGAGCGCAGGGAGGUGAAGAGGAGGCUCACAGAGGACCCAGCUGGCAGCGGAGGGGUUGGCAGUGGUGGUGCGACUAAUAGUAGCAGUGUCAGUGCCAGUAACUGUGGUCCACCCAGAAAGAGUGCACGGCUCCUCACCCAGGCGCCCAGGCAGACGCUCGCCCUGGUGCCUGUGAAGUUUCGUGACCCUCCGGAGCGCCUGCCAUCAUCGACUGCAGCCUCCUCUCAGACUCAAACCUCACUAUCCUCCUCCUCCUCCUCCACCACAAAUGUCCAGAGACCCUCCGCCCUCUCCCUCAGGAACUCCAACAGCAGCCCGUCUCCCAAGCCCAAGCCGCGCCGCUACCACGCCUCCUCGCUCUCCUCCCUCACCACGCAGCAGCGCCGGCAGCGGCGACUGGCUCCCGGCGUCACGGGCCUGCGCAACCUCGGCAACACCUGCUACAUGAACUCCAUCCUGCAGGUGCUCAGCCACCUGCAGAAGUUCCGCGAGUGCUUCCUCACACUGGACCUGUGCGAGACCGAGGAGCUGCUGGCUAAGACCAAGACCUCACAGACUGGUGGUGGCGGUGGCGGAGGCAUCACGGGAGGGGAGAUGGUGGGCAGCAGCGCUGGAGGGACAUUGGGCUAUGGCCUGGGCCGAGGGGCUGGUAGUAGUAGUAGUGGUAGUGGUAAUAGUAGUGGUGGGGGUGGGGUUGGUGGAGAUGGUGGUAGUGGAGCAGCAACAGGAGCUGGCGGUGGUGGUGGUGGUGGUGGUGGGACAGCGGGUGGGCAAGCCGGAGCACCGGGCGCUGCGGGCAGCAACAACAACAGCAAGGAGACGUCAUCGUCGCAGCGCACCUCGGCGCGCCAGCGCAUGUCUCUGUGCCACGAGUUGCACACGCUGUUCCGGGUCAUGUGGUCGGGCCGCUGGUCGCUGGUGUCACCCUUUGCCAUGCUGCACUCGGUGUGGAACCUCAUCCCGGCGUUCCGGGGCUACGCCCAGCAGGACGCGCAGGAGUUCCUGUGCGAGCUGCUGGACAAGGUGCAGCAGGAGCUGGAGUCCAAUGGCAGUAAGCGCCGCAUCCUCAUGCCCAUGACACAGCGGAAGCUCUCCAAGCAGGUGCUCAAGGUGCUCAACACCAUCUUCCACGGCCAGCUGCUCAGCCAGGUGACAUGUCUGUCGUGCAAGCACAAGUCCAACACAGUGGAGCCGUUCUGGGACCUAUCCCUGGAGUUCCCCGAGCGCUACCACAGCGGACAGAAGGCCUCGGGCUCCCUGGGCCUCAAGAGCUGCUCCCUCACCGAGAUGCUGGCCAAGUUCACCGAGACCGAGGCCCUGGAGGGACGCAUUUACGCUUGCAACCACUGCAACAAAAAGAGGCGGAAGUCGUCCCAUAAGCCUCUAAUCCUGACGGAGGCCUGUAAACAGCUCUUGAUCUACCGCCUGCCUCAGGUGCUGCGGCUCCACCUCAAACGCUUUCGGUGGUCGGGCCGUAACCACCGCGAGAAGAUCGGGGUGCACGUGGCGUUUGACCAGGUGCUGAACAUCCAGCCCUACUGCUGCAGGGACUCGGCCAACGCCUCCGCCACUGGCACCGCCUCCGCCUCGGGCGUCCACAGACAGGGCUUCACCUACGACCUCUCCGCCGUAGUGAUGCAUCAUGGGAAAGGCUUUGGCUCAGGACACUACACGGCGUAUUGCUACAACACUGAGGGUGGCUUCUGGGUUCACUGUAACGACUCUGUGAUGAAUGUGUGCAGCGUAGAGGAGGUGUGCAACACUCAGGCCUACAUCCUGUUCUACACCCAGCGCUCCGCAUGAGGGGUGGAGGGGGGGCGGGGGACGUGGCUUUCGUCAUGCCACUCCUCUUUUAUAAUUCCAACUACAACAAACAAACAAACCACCAGCCAAUCCUGCCCCUGCCCUGCCAGCCAGAGCAGAGAGACUGCCAGCCAGCCAGCCAGCCAGACGAACAGACAUGGAGAUCGUGACCGGACCUGCUGCCUGUAUAUGUACAGACAGAAACACACACACACACACACACACACACACACACACACACACACACACACACACACACACACUCGCACACACCUAUCCAGGGCAUUUCAGACUGAGGACCAAGCUCUGUGUUGGGAGCAGAUUGGGAAAAGAGCCAGAGCCAGAGCGUUACUGAGCAUGUGUGUUGGGAUGGGGGGGUCGGGCCCCUCCCAUCUAGAGUCUAGGCCCCUCCCCUGCCUGAAAAACGGCAACACAGAACCUGCUGUAGAGAGGAGGAGGAGGAAGAACAGACUGAUCGUCAUGGAAACGUUGCACAAGAUGGAAGGUCCCUGAUGGGAUUGGAAGUCUCGUCCCCUAACAGUGUCCGUAGGGAAACAAGGGGAUUGACCGACUUAAAAACUGACUGAUUGAUUGGUCAAUAGAUUAUAUUGAUUGAAUGAAUUAUUGAUUGAAUGAUUCUCCAGAGCUGAAGGGGGUUAAAGUGAUGGAUAGGAGUGGCUUGUCUCCUUAAAGAACGAGAGCAGAGCAAUAUUAAAAACCGACGUCACAACAGGAAAUCAACAAGCAAAUCAGGAAAAUAUCAAAUCUUUGACUUUGUAAUACACUUUUUUUUUUACUACUCUACUGUUUCUAUUUGGGUUGUGGCUGUUCUUGUACAAACCUCUUUGUCACCGUUUAAAAUCAGGAAAUAGCACUGCUGUCCUAUCAAUCAUGAAUGGAAGAAGUAGUCAGCUACAUUUUUCACAAAAGAACAAGAGGGGUGGGGUGGGUUGGAAAAAGAAAAAUUGUAAUGAUAACGAACCAGUGAAAUGAAACAAUCUGAUGACGAUGAAUGUCUUGCUUCUUUUUUUUUGUAAUGGGGGGCCGGGGUUGUGGGUUGUGGUUUUAUUUUUAUUUUCCUUUUCCUUUCUGGACUCCAUCAUGGGGGUGGAGACGUAGAGACGUGGUCCGCUGUAGCUGUGGUCCUAGCGGCACUGACCCGUUUAGUCCUGUGUUGUGAAAGCACCUGUGAUUUACUGUACCGAUUAUGCGACAGAUUCCACGCGAUGGUGACGAUGAUGAUGAUGAUUAAAAGACUUCAAAUGCAGAAGGCG
This is a messenger RNA of Engraulis encrasicolus (European anchovy), 4539 nucleotides long. It is a transcript of the gene usp49, whose product is annotated as ubiquitin specific peptidase 49. The coding region runs from base 902 to 3265 and encodes 787 amino acids. NCBI's taxonomy places the organism in Eukaryota, Metazoa, Chordata, Actinopteri, Clupeiformes, Engraulidae. The record is from RefSeq and is a predicted model, not a curated record. The transcript is spliced from 9 exons. Gene Ontology annotation, molecular function: cysteine-type deubiquitinase activity; zinc ion binding. Gene Ontology annotation, cellular component: cytoplasm. Gene Ontology annotation, biological process: protein deubiquitination.